UAGACAAAUGGGAGGAAACCUUCCCUUAUUUAAUAAAAAGCAGAGUCGGGCAAACUCGUGCUUUUUGUAACGUGUGCCAUUCAGAUGUUAGCUUCGCACACGACGGAAUAAGCGAUGUUUAUCAAUAAUUUGUAAGUGAGGGUAUAUAUAACCUGUCUCAUGUCUUAGUAUUGUUUCUUAUUUUAUUUGUGUAUGUAACGUUGAUUUAUUGUCCAGGCUAAAUGUUAAAAAAAAAAAGUACACUAUAAGAAAAGUAAAUAGUUUUUUAGAGAAAUAGAAGUGGAACAUAUUGACCAAGGAGUAUGCAAUAUGAUAUUGAUUUCAACCAUAUCACUGUAGAUUCAUCGGGCAUUAAAUGUAGUUUGUAAGUGUUUAUUAAUCCUUGGUGCAGAUUGAUGGUAAAGUGCCUCCUCGGGUGAGAACACCUUUCCUCCUGCACCUACAGUAACCCCAGUUUGACUUUAUCAGCCUGCACCUGCAGUACACACUGGUGCUGUCACAAACCAUUUCCAUCUCCCGGUACACUCACCUCUGACGGGAUUAACGACAAAAGUAGAGGACCGAGCACGUUGCAAUUGAUCCGCCCGGUGGGGGGGAGGGUGUAAAGCCGGGGUACUCUGCGGGCACAGGGAGGGAGGAUGUGACGUCCUGCUCGGAGAGGACUUUGUACCAUAUCCCGUAAAUACUGCUCGUUAACGCUGAUGUCUGGUGGGGAUUAUUACAAGCAGCGCGAUGGCUGACUGUGAGUGAAUGUAGCCGACACAGGUGAACAGAAAGCGGGGUAGAGACAGUCACAAUACAGGCCUCAUAAUAACAUCAUCCAGCCAGCUCCACGAACAUGGAUCUAACUUUUGUAUUAUCGGCUGUUAUCUUCACGCUUCUCGCUAUUGUGGUCGCGACGUCGCUAUUAAGCGGCUCUUCGCCUACAGUCGACUUUGCAAGUUAUUUUGGACACAGUGCAGCCGCAGGAUUAGAGCAACCCGGGCCGCAGCAGAAUGGCCAUUUGUCGGACAAGAAGAAGAAGAAGGCGACGGACGACUGGUGUGAGAUCAGCGGGAGCUCGCAUGAUCACUGGGAUGUAGUGAAGUCGGUGCUUUCAGAAGAGGCGCAUCCCAACCCUCGCACCAAAGAACUGGCAAUUAAGCACUCCUCCACAUCUAGCCUGUCUAUCCCCAGUUCUGGAUGUAGGAAUAUGAAUUUAGAGGUAGAGUCGUCGUCCGAGGCCUCGUUGGGAACGAGUCGUAGGUCAUUCAUUGGGCUCUCUGAUAAGGAACUCCUAAAGUGUGCUUUCUCAUACCCCCAGACUGAAGGAGCCACAGAGAGCCCGGGGAUAGACGAUAAAGAGCCAUCAAAUGCAAACGAUUCCUUGAAGUACGUCCCUGGAAAGGCGCGAACCCACCACUUGCAGAUGAUGAUGUCCACAGAGGAACUGGAGGAGGAGCAGAGGGUGCAACAUGAGCAGCUGGCAGCCAUCUUCCAGCUGUUGAAAGACAACCAGGAGACGUUUGGGGAGGUGUCAGAUGGAGACAUGGAGGAGCAGCUCAGACUCUACUCCAUCUGAGAAUCCUCUUCAAGUUCUGGGAUCGACCCUCUGAUGGCGCUCCUUUAACUUGUGAGCGCUACUAAUGGACUAUUCCAAUGCACAAAAUACUUCAAUAAACUUGUUCACAAUAUGUAACACACACUGUACCCUCCUCUGAACAACCACUCUCUUUCAACAAGAUGUUCUUUGUUUUUUUGAACUGCUGUCUCGUCAACCUGUCCUCAACUCGCCACAUGAUGAUUUAAACUGAUAAGAUGGAUCUCUUCCAACGGCACAGAAUAGGCCUUUCUAGCUAUGCAUAUAAUAUAAAUCAAUGAAGGACUAUUGUUUCUAUUAGUUUUAUAUUAUAAUAAACAUAUGUUAAUUUAUCACUUAACUUCUUUUUUAAGUCAAUUGUAUUUAUAAGUUCCCCUUUGUUGUGUAAUAAACCAGAUUAUGUACAAUUGUGAA
Messenger RNA from Cottoperca gobio, 1993 nucleotides. RefSeq names its product matrix-remodelling associated 7 (gene mxra7). The transcript is spliced from 4 exons. NCBI's taxonomy places the organism in Eukaryota, Metazoa, Chordata, Actinopteri, Perciformes, Bovichtidae. The record is from RefSeq and is a predicted model, not a curated record. Bases 839 to 1561 code for a protein of 240 amino acids.